AUAUUCGAAAAAGUCACAUAAAGUACUGACGCGUGAAACGCUGAAACAAUCACAACAGCAACGAUAUCAUGUUAUUCCCGGCGGAGGAAGGUAUCCUGACGGAUAAUAAAACUUGGUAUGUGACCAGAUUAUGCUUUUUCACCGCCGGGCUCCUCGUCAACCUGGUGCUCUUGAUCGUUCUGGUGCGCUUUCGGAAACCGAAUGAACCCCUUCUGAUCUCAGGAAUUGUGCAAACUGUACUUGAUUUGAUCACCUGUCUGGUGUGUAUUGUGGAUGCAUCAGAGUACCGUACUCAUCCUUCGUUCCCUGUAUACGGAUAUCUGAUCUGUCAUUUGGUGGCUUCACACGCCCUGCUUUGGGGUCUGAUAGGCGCACGUAUGAAUACCAUUAUGUUGACAGCGAUGUUUUAUUACGUACAGUUCCUUUACCCCUUCAUGCGUAUCGAAAAGCGCGGAAAAAGCGUACUGAUAAUUCUGCUCAUCAUCAUUCCGCUUUCUAUACUCUUGGAAGGUGUCUCCAACUAUUACUGGGCGGAGUUUGACUGGGAGAAGGGGUCGUGUCACCUGAUACGGAUGAUGAAAGAUCACGUGGCACAGCGUGCACAGAUCACCUUGCAUUUGACUGCCUUGUUCAACUUUCUAUACAAUUUCUUUCUCCCGAUGGUGUUCAGUGUGCAAGCCUAUCAACAAGUAUUACGCACUAUACGUAUGAGAAGCAAGAAUAAGAUUGCUAGCGCAUAUAACGAAGUGCGAUUGAAUAGUUUGGAAGACGUCUGGCUCGUUCUGGCAUUUAGUGGGGUGGCGGAAGUGAACAAACUGUUAUCGCAGUAUCCAAACUCUCGAAACUUGGGAGGCGGUCAGAGUUUCCGAACCAUCGUCAUAUUUCUCAUGUGUCUUUACUCAGUGAUUUACCCGUGUAUCUCUGCGGUAACCAGACGCCGCUACAAACGGCCCAUCCUGGAUUGUUGGGCUCACAUUGGACGGAGCACAUUAGAUAGCCAGUUGGCGGGAAAAGUGACAACGCCGAAUGUGCCGGAUAGAAGAAGAAUGGUGGGCAGAACAAGUGGGCACAAGUCACGGACUAGAGAUACAUCCUCAACUCGUAGCCAACUGUUUUAACUGUGUUAAUUGGAGGUAUUAUAUAAAAAAGGAUUUCAAGUCGUGUUUCAAUGCCAUUCAGAUGAGAAAACCGGGUUAGCGAACAGUGAAUGCUGUUCGGAUGCGUUAAACUUCGCUGAGUAGCACAAAAGUACGGGUGACCCAAACAAGGCAGGUACACUGAGAAUUGUUUCGAUUCUCAUCAAUCGACAGUAUCAUUGCAAUGGAAGUGAGAUAGCUCGAGGUGUUGCAAAUCCGUAAGAAAACAUUAUAUCCUUGGCUACAUUGAGCAAACGAGCCCUCGGUACCGUGUCAAAAGUAAUCUGCUCAUGUCAGUAGAAAAGCCUCGAAGAAUAAUACUAACGAUAAUGUGUCAGCUGUACGCUGUAACGGCGCUUGGCUGCCGUGCGAUCCCACCAGUCGCAUGCGGGUUACGUAUACCGCGAGAACGACCACCCUACGCGGAUACGAACACGCGCCACAAGAUUUCGAGACAAGCUCAUUACCUAUGGGCUACGGCACGACCAGCCUUCAAAAAUAUGGACAUGAAAAUGAGAUCUGGUCCACUCACUCGGGCAGAACAUCAGGAUGUCAGUGAUUUUACCACCUUCCUGGAGUUGUGUACAGACCGGAUAUGCUAGGCCAGAUGUUGUAUUAAAAAAUCAUGUUCGGUGACGUGAUUUAGUCAUGGCAUGGCUCAUAGGCUGACCAUCACUGGAGGUGAACAGUGUUGUGGAUAGACAGACUAGCGGAGUAGUGGAGUUGCACAAUAUCAAAAAAAUGACAGCAAAGUGAAAUACCCAUCUGUAGACACACCAUAUAAUCCAUGUUAGUAUAUAUGUAUAUCCGUCCAUCCGGAUCUGGUGGGGGGCUGGUGUGCACAAUGUUUGUUUGUGUCUUGAGUUAAUCGAUGAGCGGGACAAAUAUCACGAAAUGCAAAUAGUGUAAUACAUC
This is a messenger RNA of Dicrocoelium dendriticum, 2051 nucleotides long. NCBI's taxonomy places the organism in Eukaryota, Metazoa, Platyhelminthes, Trematoda, Plagiorchiida, Dicrocoeliidae. The record is from the annotation of a GenBank genome assembly.